Molecule: messenger RNA, 513 nt
Organism: Prunus armeniaca (apricot)
Lineage: Eukaryota; Viridiplantae; Streptophyta; Magnoliopsida; Rosales; Rosaceae
Source: the annotation of a GenBank genome assembly
AUGAAAGCUAUGUUAUUGUCAGUGGGUAAAGCUCCGGUUUCCCAAUAUUCAUAUGGUUCUUCUAGUUCGAAUCACGAAAGCACUCAAUUCCCACACAGAGAACCGAGGGGGAAUGGAUUGGGCUGGGGUACAGUACAGAGGUGGGUGCUUGGGGAAGUGCGGGAGAUGGUUGCCGUGCGGUGGAGGAAGAGGGAGAAGGGUGGGCCCAGCCGUUGGAUUGGAGGAGAGCAAGCAAUCGGAGCGCCUAAACGACGACACCCGUCUUAUAGUUGUUGGUGGAGCGCAGGGCUGACGUCAGCGCAUGCUGACGUCAUCUCCCCCCUCGAGCUUGAACUCGGGCGAUAUUUGCCUUCGGGCCAGCCCGUCUUUGUGGGUCCCACCUCCAACCCGAGCAAAAGUGGCCCGCUGGAACUGGCUUUUUUGGCUUGGACUCCCCCCAGCCUCGGGCUUGGGCUCCUCGCUGGAGUUGCUCUAAGGUGUGAUUAUGAUAUCAGAAGGAUGAGAAAUUAUUGA